Messenger RNA from Condylostylus longicornis, 2839 nucleotides. RefSeq names its product polycomb protein Su(z)12-like. NCBI's taxonomy places the organism in Eukaryota, Metazoa, Arthropoda, Insecta, Diptera, Dolichopodidae. The transcript is spliced from 8 exons. Gene Ontology annotation, molecular function: chromatin DNA binding. Bases 152 to 2521 code for a protein of 789 amino acids. Gene Ontology annotation, cellular component: ESC/E(Z) complex; nucleus. The record is from RefSeq and is a predicted model, not a curated record.
UGUUGGUGUGACUGACAACAAAGAAAGAAGGCGAAAGAAUAAACUACAUUGUCUAUAAAAUUAACAUUAUUUUUUUUUAAUUAAUAAUUUUCACGGAUUUAAAAGUGUUAUUUUUGUAUUUUAUUACUUAUUAAAAAAUAGCUACACAAAAAUGGCACCAAAAAAGCGUGAAAAAGAGCCGGAGAGUUCUACUUCAAGAAUGGUACUAUUCGAUAACGAGUUGUUUUUGCAAGCUUUUGAAAAACCCACACAAAUUUAUCGAUAUAUUGCAAAUAGACAUGCUAUAAAUCCCUUAUAUUUAAAUCGUAACCUAACUUACAUGAAACACCGAAUGUCGAGGACAAAUCAGAGAAGAUCAACUUUUAAAAUAGAGUCUCUUCUUGACCUAAAAUUAAAUAAAAUGAGAAUGGAAAAAGCGAAUGUUUUUGGAGAUUCUAUUACCUUGAAGUUCUUAGGAUUUUAUGACAAUGAGGAAGAGUGGAAGAAAAAUGAUAUUGUUCGAGUAGAAAUUUUCCUUUUAAAAAUAUCUAGAAAAAAGCGUAAAGAUUUUUCGUCUGAUAUUGAUCAAAUUCCGAUGGGUAUGGUUGAUGUUUGCGUUAAUCCUAAUGAAGAUGAAAGUUUGACAGAAAAUCGAAAUUUAGAAAUAAAUAUUCCAACAGAAAGUUUCAUGCCUCUUAAUAACAAUAAUCAAAACGUUUCAUACGGCAUAUUUUUUAAAGUAGAAACUCUAAAAUUAGCAACUGAAUUGGAUGAAAAUCAAGAUGAUAGAAACACAAAGCGACUCAAACCCAACACAAAAUUUUUUGGUGCUGAUUUAUCCAUAUUUGAUAAGCAAAAUCGCUGUAUUUUAGCAAGUGGUAAAUAUGAUUUAGCACUUCAUGAGAUAAGAUAUGCCUCAAAAAGUUCUCCAAAAAAAUACAUUAAUUGGGAAACUAUACCAUCUGAAUUUAGUAUAUUAAGCGAUCCUUCAUUUGAUAUUUUUAAACAGCCAACUUUACAAUUUUAUAUGAGUUGGUCGAGUAAUCAUGAACAAAAGGUUGAAAAGUCACACAUAAAUGGAUAUUGUGAUCAUGAUGAAAGUCAGAUAAUUCGGAACCAUAAUAAUAAUUCUAUAGCUACAGUACAAAAUGCAAAUACUCUAGCUGGAGGGAUCGUAGAAACGUCAGAUAGUGUUACUAGCCCAGCAGCCGGAUUAAAUGGAGAAUUAAAGGAAAGUAAUUCUGGAGAAAGUGUUCAAAUAUACUACAAUUUCAUGUAUAAUAAUAAUUCAAGACAACAAAGUGAUUAUGCUUCAACUGCUGAUUGCCCUUGGUGCAGAAUCAAAUGCAGAAAAUUAUACGCUUUGUUGAAACAUUUAAAGUUAUGUCAUCCUCGAUUUAAUUUCACAUACGUGCCUAUAAAUAAUACGGCUAGAAUUGAUGUUACAAUUAACGAUAUGUACGAUGGUUCGAAUGCUGGUUCUCCUUAUAAUGUUCCUGGUCCAUCAGAAAACUCAUACCAAACAAAUACAAGACGUCGCACAGUAGUAACAAAUUUAUUGGUGUGUAGACCCCGAAGACAGAAAGCAAAUUUAAGCGAAUUCUUAGAACUAGACGAAAAUGAAAUUAAUAAUCAAAGAUCUUAUAUAACUGGUCAUAAUAGACUGUACCAUCAUGCCGAAACGUGUUUACCUAUACAACCCCAAGAACUAGAAUAUGAUUCCGAAGGAGAAUCAGAUCCAUUAUGGCUUCGCCAAAAAACAAUGCAAAUGAUCGAUGAAUUUAGCGAUGUCAAUGAAGGUGAAAAGGAACUUAUGAAGAUGUGGAACUUACAUGUGAUGCGUCAUGGUUAUGUUGGUGAUUGUCAGCUUUCAAUAGCCUGUGAUAUGUUUUUGGAAUCAAAAGGAAAAGAAAUAAUUCGAAAAAAUUUGUUUCGCAAUUUUUUAUUACAUUUGACGUCAUUAUUUGACUAUGGAUUAAUUUCACCAGAAUGUGUCCAUAAAUGUAUUCAAAAAUUACAGAGUAUGUUAAGUACAGAUAAAGAAGGACGACAAAUUUUAUCAGAAUCCCACGAGCGACAGCUUGAUUAUUGGUUGAAGGAGGGAUGCUUCAAAGAACAAAAGGAAAAGAGAAGUUCGAUUAAGUUAGAAUCUAAAGGUUUAAGUAGUUUAACAAAUAUUACAACAAAAACAACUCCAAAAAGUGAAAGUAGUAAGAAAUUUGCUAUAAAUAAAAGCGGAAUCGAUCCUUCGGAAUUUAAUCCAGAUGAUAAUUUGGAAUCAGAAAAGCAAACUGUCAAAAAAUUUUCAAGUCCAAAGAAAAAUACACCUAACCUAUCACUCCAACCAAAUAAUUUAUUUAAUAAGACAGGAAGUAAAAGGAGAUUUUCAACAAAAGAUUGUAUAUCACCACAAAGACGACGUAGUGCUGCGGAAAUUUCUGUAACAAAUGCUAAAAAAAUUAACACUAGAAGGCAAUCAAUUGCUGUUUUAAACAUCACGAAAAACAGUCCCAGUAAAAUCAAAAUGAGAAAACGUUUAUAAGACAUAAAAUUGUUUUUUCUUUUUUUUGUUUGUUUUUUUUUAAUAUAGAAAAGAAAAUAAAAAUUCUAAGAAGUAAUUUUUUUUAUAAAUAAUUUUUGAAUAUAAAUAAAAUACAAAAUUGUUGAUAUAGUCUAGAAAUACAUACGUUCAAUAUAUUAUAUACAAAAUGUUUUCGCUAAUUUUCAUCCAAAAUUUAGCUUUUAUUUUUAAGUAUUUUUUUUCACCUAGUAUAUUAAUUAUCCUAAUCAAUUAGUUUAAUUUUGACGACUUUUAAUUUUAAUAAAUCGUUGUAUUUAAUAUUAUUUUCCAUUCGUUUAU